Messenger RNA from Sus scrofa (pig), 3772 nucleotides. RefSeq names its product solute carrier family 35 member G1 (gene SLC35G1). The record is from RefSeq and is a predicted model, not a curated record. Gene Ontology annotation, cellular component: endoplasmic reticulum membrane; plasma membrane. Gene Ontology annotation, biological process: calcium ion export across plasma membrane; regulation of cytosolic calcium ion concentration. Lineage: Eukaryota; Metazoa; Chordata; Mammalia; Artiodactyla; Suidae.
CCCGGGAGGGGGGAGGAGGGCCGCGCGCGCGCAUGCGCUGCGUUGCCACCGCCGCCGGCCGGAAGAGUGGAGUCGCGGAGCCGCUGCUGCCCGCUCCAGACGCCGCGGUGGCCGUGAGGAGAGCGCGGGCCCGGCGAUGCGGCCCCAGAACGACACCGGGGCCACCGAGCAGCCGCAGUACGGGCUGCAGCUGAUGGACGACCGGCCCCCGGGCUCCAGCGAGGAGCGGCGGGUGGACGCCGAGAUAGCGGAGACGCCCGGCUCCGGCAGGUGCUGGCAGUGCAGUUCCUGGCCGUGCAGCUCGCGCGCGCAGCAGGAGGCGGAGAAGAAAGCACCCUGUCCUGGACUUGGCAUGUUUUACAUGUUAUUGUCUGCCUUCCUUUUCUCAGUGGCGGCUUUAUUUGUUAAAAAAGUACAAGACAUCCACGCUGUAGAAAUUAGUGCAUUCCGAUGUGUGUUCCAAAUGCUAAUCAUUAUCCCUUGCUUAAUAUACAGAAAAACUGGGUUCAUAGGCCCCAAAGAUCAACGAAUCUUCCUCAUUCUCAGAGGAGUCCUUGGUUCUGUCUCCAUGAUCCUUAUAUACUAUGCCUACCAGUCGACGUCCCUCGCUGAUGCCACGGUGAUCACAUUUAGCUGUCCAGUAUUUACAUCUAUAUUUGCUUGCAUAUUUCUCAAGGAAAGAUAUAGCCUUUGGGAUGCUGUUUUCACCGUGUUCACACUGACCGGCGUGAUCCUUAUUGUGAGGCCACCAUUUCUGUUUGGCUCCAGUGUCGAGGAGACGGAUAGAGACUAUUCAGUUCACCUGAAGGGCACUUUUGCAGCACUUGCACAUACCGUGUUUGCUGCAGUGACUCUAGUUGUCUUAAGAAAAAUGGGGAAAUCUGUGGACUACAUUUUGAGCAUUUGGUAUUAUGUAGUCGUUGGCCUCAUGGAGUGCGUCACUGUUCUUUUUAUACUAGGAGAAUGGAGUUUGCCACGCUGUGGGUUGGACAGGCUAUUUCUUGUAUUAAUUGGGAUAUUUGGUUUGGGGGGUCAGGUGUUUCUCACAAAAGCCAUUCAAAUAGAAAAAGCAGGGCUCGUAGCAUUAAUGAAGACUCUGGAAGUGGUCUUUGCUUUCAUCUUCCAGAUAACUUUCUUUAAUAAAGUGCCAUCAUGGUGGACAGUGGGUGGCUCCCUCUGCGUAAUAGCUAGUAGCACUGGAGCGGCCAUUCGUAAAUGGUACCAGAGUUCCCAUUGAAGCAUCAUUGCUGAAAUGUGUAUUUUUUUAAAGUACACCAUCACCCAGUUCAGACACACACCACACACAUACACAAACACACACACACUCACUCCUGGAAAAUUGCUUUUAUUUCAUUGAUGAUAUUUAAUAAAUUUUGUAAUUAAAAUAUCAUUUUCGAAUAUGGUAUGUCUUUAAUUAGUUAAGAAUAGCCAGUCAAUUUGGUGUAGCAAUUUUCUUUUUUGUCGAUUAUUUUUGGUUUUGGUUUUGGGUUUUUUUUGUUGUUGUUGAGGUGGCACUGGUAAGAGGACAGAUCAUUAGUUGAAGAGAAACUGCACAAUUUUUUAUGACUCUAAGUAUAAAUAUAUGUAAUUUUUAAAGUGUAUUUUUGGUACUGACGGGAUAAGGUGGAAAUUUUUGAUGUUCUUUUAGCAGUAUGGAGGCUAAGAAACUUAUUGGUAAUAAUGCUGCUAUAUAAUUAGUGUUAUGUUGAUAAUCCAUUUGAAAUGUAAUCCCAUUUAGGAGGCCAAAGCUGAAACUUGGAGUUGGUGCCUACUUAAUGGUGUUAAUAAAACAAAUGAAUUAGCCUGAUUUUCAAGGCUUUUAUAAAUGAUUGUCAUUCUUUUAACCCCUAUAUGUGCCUUUUCACUUUAAUGCUGAAAUUUUUAUACGUAAACUUUAAAAAAAUCUUUAAAUCACAAAAUUUGGCUAAUAGUUUUCUGUUUUUGUGGCAUUAGCAACUGCAGCUACAUUCUGUAAUUUUAACUGUCCUCUGAUUUUUUGAAACUGCACUAAAUUUUUCUUAACUUUCUAAGAUUUCAGGAGAACUCUUGGCAUGGCUAAUGUGCACGUUUCCAUCCUAAAGUGUUUUCCCUGUACUAGAAAUGUGAUUUUUCUAUAAAUGCUCUUUGAAUUUAUGGGGCGAUGCCAAAUACGAUUUUCUCAGGAUUUUAUUAGGCUGAAUCAUAAGAAAUUGAUGAGAUUUUACCUUUUUAACUUACAAAAAUCAUAGUUUCUUAUGGUUCACUCUAUUAAGAUACCUCUAUUCUACACCAAAUAUUUAGAAGACUUUGGAGUAUAUUUUUAAAAAAAAUACUUUUAAAGUACAGUAAUCCUAGUGAACUUAUUUUUAUAUUUUUCCCUUGUGGACUUAUAUGUCAUAAUGCUUCAUGUCAUAUGUUAAAUGUAAAGACCUGUGAAUCCAUGGUUGAUUUUUGUAGUUUCUUGAACAGAAAAAAAAAAAAAAUCACUGUUAAAUUCACUAUAUCAGUAUGAUAUUAAAUGUCAAUGCUGCACCAUGAUACUAAUGUCAUGAAUUCAAACAACACAUUUUUAUGUCUUGAACGUCAUCAGGCCAGUACUCUACUGUUAGAGAGAAUGUAGAAUUUAGGAAAACUUUGGGAAGUUAAUCAGGAAGGAGGGAGUACAUUGCAAAUGGCUCUUUGUCACAAUGAACCCUUUAUUGGUGAGGCUAUAACGGUCUCCAGCUCUGACUGCAUCUAUUAUUAUCUUAAGCCUAGAGAUUUGAAAGAUUAUAGCUUCUUUCCCACCCUUUCAUCAUAAUUCUAUCAAAGUAAGAAAGAACCUGGCUUCUGAGGUUUAUGCCUUAGUUCGAAAGGAUCUUUUCCAGUAGUUCCAAGAGGGAAUUUUUGUUGCUGAUCUUCUCAAAUGCUUCCCACCUGACAAGUCCUAAAUGAAGUCUGUUUAGAGGAGUCACAGUAUCAUUAUAACUUUAGCCUAAUUUGCAAUGUUAGAGUUUUAGAGUUGAAACAGCAUCAUUUUACAAGUAUCUUAGAUAAUUAUAGAAUUAGAGCAUUUUAGGGCUCAGAGGUUAGAAAUCCUCUUGCAGGAGACAUGCUUCAUAGACAAGGAUGCUAGGAAGUGGACCUGCCCAAGGUGGGUUUCCAUGGCUUUAUUUUCCCCUCCUUUAGUUCCAUGAUAAAGUAUGGAAAGUAAAAAACUGCUUGAACUAUCUAAGGAAAAUCAACUCUCAGGGAACCCUCUCCUGGUUCUUUAUCUUGCACAACAAAGGAACUUAUGAAACCUUGAAAGUUAAACCCCUUUGGGCCUGUGCCCUAGAGACAUGUUUUAUCUCAAUAGCAUGGUUUUAAAUGCUUGAAUGUUACAAUAUAUGACCAGAGUUGGAGAAAAUGAUUCUUCUCCAAACUUUUAUAGGGUGUGAUUUUUAAACACUUUUAUAAUGUCCAAGGUGUAUUCAAGGCUAUGUAUUGUAACAAUUAUGGGUGUGUAUAUUUUGCAAAGACUGUAGUUUAUAUAUCUUGAAAAUGAAACUAUGUUCAUAAGCUAUUUUAUAGUUACUAAUAAAAUUAAUAUGAAAGAAAACUGUAUUUUGGUUUUUAUGAUUGUAGCAUAUGUACUAGCUAAUAUUACAUUUCUUUUUUCAUCCAUAUGCUUCAAGAUGUAUUUUAUAAAAGAGAUCGAUCUCUAGCCAUUCAGUUGUGAUGUAAUUUCAAGUUUCAAACUGUUUAUCUGUUCCUCUGUUACCAUCACAUCAAAUUCAGUGUCUCUAAAAUAAAGGCCUAAUCUUACGUUCCA